CUUAUUUUUCAAUUUUGAAAUUAUUAAUAUUACAUUGCUGUAACUGCCCCUCCAUUUUCCCUUAUUUAUAUUAUUCUCAGUUGAACUACCUUCACGAAAUCGACACCUAAAACCAGAACUAGAAGAAGAAGAAAUACCCACUUUGGAUCUAUCCCUCUUCCUUUACUGAAACUUACCAAAAACGCAGCAAAAGAAAAUAUUGAAGUACUAUUCAAAAAAUUGAUCUUGAUGGGAUUCAAUCAGCGUUUCUGGGUGUGUUGUGAAGUUCUGCUUGUCUUGUUAAUGGGUCUCUCAGUUUUUGCAGUUCCCGAUACUACCUUCGAUUCUGCGGCGCAUAUCGGUCGGAACCUUCUUCAGGCUAAAAAAGGCUGUCCUGUGAAUUUCGAGUUCUUAAACUACACAAUAAUCACAAGCCAAUGCAAAGGUCCCCAUUACCCUCCGAAAACCUGUUGUGCAGCAUUCAAAGAAUUUGCUUGCCCAUAUGCUGACGUUUUAAAUGACUUGACAAACGAGUGUGCCACGACCAUGUUUAGCUACAUCAACAUUUACGGAAAAUACCCUCCAGGACUUUUUUCUAGCGAGUGCCGGGAAGGGAAGCAAGGUCUUGCCUGCCCCGCAUUACCACCAUCGAUGUCCGCAAAUGACACAGCUAGUCAGAUCAUGCACUAUCCAUGCUUGAUUCUGAUGCUCUCAGCUGGUUUCUUAUUCUUGUUAUUCCUAUAAUUCAAUAGUGCCCAUUUUUUUUGUCAUUAUCAUCUUGUGCACUACAUUGUUAUUGUAUAAUCUUUGACAAUUCUUUGAUUACAUAUCAUCUUGUCCACCAUCAAGAUUGUGCUAAGAGCCAAAAGGGUAGCAUAUAGUAGAUUAGAGCUAAAAGUCUCUGUUUUAUUUGAGUGAGUGUUGGCUUCAAUGCUUUUGAGCUUGUAAACUCUGCUGAGAUGGUUUACCUUACAAUGGGGUUUCCCUCUAUAUCUCGUGUCUUAUUCUUAGCUUAACACCAAAAGACAUAUGUUGCAUGAA
Messenger RNA from Neltuma alba, 1020 nucleotides. RefSeq names its product GPI-anchored protein LLG1. NCBI's taxonomy places the organism in Eukaryota, Viridiplantae, Streptophyta, Magnoliopsida, Fabales, Fabaceae. The transcript is spliced from 3 exons. The record is from RefSeq and is a predicted model, not a curated record. The coding region runs from base 229 to 723 and encodes 164 amino acids.